Molecule: messenger RNA, 1366 nt
Organism: Trichoderma atroviride IMI 206040
Lineage: Eukaryota; Fungi; Ascomycota; Sordariomycetes; Hypocreales; Hypocreaceae
Cellular component (GO): cytoplasm
Molecular function (GO): zinc ion binding; alcohol dehydrogenase (NAD+) activity
Source: RefSeq, a predicted model, not a curated record
CUUUGCUCCAUUUCACUCUUCACCCUCGACUUGAUACCCUCUGACUUACUGUGCUUCAUACAACCAAACACCACAAUGUCUCUCCCCAAGACCUACAAGGCCAUGGUCACGCUCGAGGCCAGCAAGCCCUUCACCCUGCAAGAGCUCCCCCUAAAGCUUCCCGAGCCCGGCCAAGUCCUCGUCAAAGUCCUCGCCUGCGGCGUCUGCCUGUCCGACGUCGCCAUCAUCAGCGGCCACAUGGGCACAACCUACCCGCGCGUCACCGGCCACGAGAUUGUCGGCGAUGUCGUCGCCGUCGGUGAAGACGUCACUCGCGUCUCUGUCGGCGAGCGUGUCGGCGGUCCCUGGCACGGCGGCCACGAUGGAACCUGCCGUGCCUGCCAGCACGCGCAGUUCCAGUUCUGCAGCAACCAGAAAGUCAACGGCGUCAGCUUUGACGGCGGAUAUGCCGAGUAUGUGCUUCUGCGAGCCGAGGCCGCGGUGCGCGUGCCCAAGGAAGUCGACCCUGCAGAAAUUGCUCCCUUCUUGUGUGCCGGCGUGACCGUCUUCAACGGGAUGCGCAAGCUGCGUGUUGAGCAAGGAGGCCUGGUGGCGGUGAAUGGACUGGGAGGACUGGGCCACUUGGCGGUGCAAUACGCCAGCAAGAUGGGAUACGAGGUUGUCGCCAUCUCGUCCGGAGACGACAAGGAGGCGCUGGCCAAGGAGCUCGGGGCCAACCACUACAUCAACGCCAAGAAGGCCGAUGCUGUCGCCGAGCUUGUUAAGCUGGGCGGCGCCGACAUGAUUGUCCAGACGGCUCCCAACCCCGACACCAUCAGCAAGCUCGUCAAGGCUCUGGGCCCCGGCGGCAAGCUGCUCAACCUCUGUCCCAUUGGAGAGGUUCCCAUUGACACGAUUGCUCUGGUUGCCAAGGGCGCCAGUGUUCACGGCUGGCCGAGCGGACACGCAUCGGACAGCGAGGAUGCGAUUCGAUUUGCACUUACACACGGUGUUCGCUGCAUGAUUCAGAGAUAUCCGCUGGAGGAGGCGCAGCAGGCGGUGGACGACUUGCUUGCCGGCAAGCCUCGGUUCAGGAACGUGUUGGUGAUGAACCAGUGAGCUGGGUGGAUGAGUUGGAGCUUUAUUCUUUGUUGUAUGGCUUGUUAUAUGCGAGGGACGGAUGAGCUACUAGUAGAGGUUAUCAGAUGGACUAGGUACUAGAUAGACUAGAGGCGUCAUCGAAGUCUAAAAUGAGGACAAUGCGCAUUGUGGCGGCGACAAUCUACAGGGUCCUGUACAUCAUGAAACAUGUUCACAACAAGUUCAAUUUGUGUCUCUUGUAACACCAACCGAACUAUUAUGCCGCAUCAAAUUCACUACAAUCAUC